This is a messenger RNA of Solanum verrucosum, 868 nucleotides long. RefSeq lists its product as uncharacterized. Lineage: Eukaryota; Viridiplantae; Streptophyta; Magnoliopsida; Solanales; Solanaceae. The record is from RefSeq and is a predicted model, not a curated record. Bases 73 to 555 code for a protein of 160 amino acids. The transcript has 2 exons.
AUCCAAUUUCAGCAGUCUAAAACUCUUCAAAUCGACUAAUCUAAUAAUCCCCUUUUCGCCAAGCUCAAAAAAAUGGCAAAAACCCUAGUAAUCUUCACCAUUGUUCUUCUCCUGUUCGCCAUUUCUAUAUCUUCUUCAAACCCGGAUCCGAAUCCGGACCCGAAUCCGGAUCCGGUACCAUCUGAGGCACACAAGGAGCUAAUCAGAUUCGGGUUUCCCAUAGGGUUACUUCCCAGGAACGUUAAUGGGUAUUCUCUGAACUCCAGUUCCGGCGAGUUCCUGGUUUCUCUGGGUGAAAAGUGUAAAAUUACUCUUCCUCCAGACAAUUACCUUGCGACGUAUUCGAAGAAAAUUAGGGGGAAAAUUGUUGAGAAUCGUAUUGCGGAGCUUGAUGGGAUUAGUGUAAGGGCUUUUUUUAAGUGGUGGGGGAUUACGGGAAUCAGAUCUAGUGGUGAGAAUUUGGUUUUUGAAGUUGGAAUGGUUACUGCUAAAUACCCUUCUAUGAAUUUCAAUGAAAGCCCUUAUUGUGAAGGGAAAAAGCGUUCCUCUUCCUGAGGGUAUUUGUCAACUGCUUCCACUUAAUGGCUUAUGAAAUAAGCCCAACAGUAUUGGGCAUGAUGGUGCUUGAUAAAAAUCAAAGUUCUCCUAUCACAUUAUCUUAUCCGAUCGAUCGAUGAUUUAAUCAAUUGUGCAACAGUUUCUAGAUGUACUGUAUAUAUAUGCUCUUAUUAUUAUGUUAUCUGGAAUGUCAUUAAUAGCUAAUAGAGAAGAUUGUUGACUCUUUACCUCUGUAUAGUAUAUUUGCUGCUGCUGUGGUUGUGACCUUGGAGUUGAUUUAAUGGCUAAUAGAGAGUUUUUUUCUCUUCAA